CUCUGCAUGUGCGUGUAUAUAAGCCACAAGCUCUCACCCAUGGCAUGAUCUCUCGCUGUUCUGUUUUCUUGUUGUUGUUGUUGUUGUUUCUACAGUCUCUCUCCGAAGGGACCCAAAAAGAACUGGAAGGGUUGGAAGCCAUUGAAGUUUUACUGAUCCCCAUUUUCAAGAACUGAAUUGGCGAGGAAAAAGAGAGCCUGAAGAGGACGACAUCUCAGGUGUCUGAAGAUUUUUGGCCUUUUUCUUCUUAACUAGGAAGCUUCCCAUUAAGGAAAAUGACCGGACCCAACUUCAUCGACGAGAUAGACUGCGGCAGCUUCUUCGACGACCUCCUCGAUUUCCCCAACGAGGACAUCGUCGAUGCCGGGCUGCCCGUCGGGAAGCCCGACUCGCUCCCGAGCAUCUGGUCGGCCCAGCCCGAGUCGCUGCCCGGCUCCGACUCGGUCUUCUCCGGCAACAGCAGCUCCAGCCUCUCCGCCGAGCUCUCCGUCCCGUACGAAGAUAUUGUGCAACUGGAAUGGCUGUCGACCUUUGUGGAGGAAUCCUUCUCGGGAGGGAGCCUCACGAUGAGCAAAGACCAGGUCUCCAAUGGCAACAACAAGGACUCGUCCCAACAAUUCCAGACCCCGAGCCCGGUCUCGGUCCUCGAGAGCAGCAGCUCCUGCUCGGCCGACAACAAGCCCGGGCCGCGCAGCCCCGAGGCCAUCAACCCGGCCAGGUGCGGCAGGGCUCGGAGCAAGCGGCCCCGGCCGGCGACGUUCAAUCCCCGCCCGGCGAUGCAACUCGUCUCCCAGCAGUCCUCGGAAGUCGCGGAGAACGAGCCCAGCUCCGAGAACUACGAAGAGUCUGAUUGCCCGCUGGUUGUCAAGGUCCCGAAGAAGCAAGCCGACGGUGCUGAGCCCAAGAAGAAAAAGAAGAUCAAGUUCACCAUGCCUUCGGCACUGCCCGCCGAGGCGGAUCAGGGCCUGCCGAUGCAGCAGGCAGUCCGCAAGUGCCUGCACUGCGAGAUAACCAAGACCCCGCAGUGGAGGGCCGGUCCACUGGGCCCAAAGACACUCUGCAAUGCGUGCGGCGUCCGAUAUAAGUCGGGCAGGCUGUUCCCGGAGUACCGGCCUGCGGCGAGCCCGACUUUCAUCCCGUCGCUGCACUCGAACUCUCACAAGAAGGUGCUCGAGAUGAGGCACAUGACCACCGAGAUAGCCGACUCCACCGGGACUGCCUCGGCAGAGACCGACUCACUGGAGUUGAUCCCAAACAUUUCGCCCCGGUUGGAUUACAUGUGAGGAUAGGGGAGGAGGAUAAGGAGAGACUUUGCUCCUGGACGAGAACUCAGAACAUCUCCAUUUUCGAUGUUGAGCCGUGCUUACUUGGUCGAUCGUUGAUCGGAAUUCUUUGCUUCGUUGGUUUUUUUUUUGUACAGGGGACGGACCAGGGCAUAAUAGAGCGAUAGAUGAUCAAUAUCAUUAGUCAUUAGAGAACUAUAAUGAGAGAUUUGGGAGAAAGGUUACUGAGAACUUGGGAGCAAAUCAAGUUUAAGAGUAGACCUUUAAUCUAGUCAUUACUAUUGGUAGGUCUUAAGGAUAAUUAGAGUAAUUGCUAUUGGAAGAAUCCUGUGUUGUUUUGAUGUUUUCCCUUUUCUGGGUUAUUCCGUCCUUGAUUUUCCUGAUCAUGGGAAACUCUUUUGCAGUUCAUUUUGUAGUGGAAAAGUUGUUAGACCAGAAGAGAAAUUUUGGGUCA
Molecule: messenger RNA, 1737 nt
Organism: Syzygium oleosum
Lineage: Eukaryota; Viridiplantae; Streptophyta; Magnoliopsida; Myrtales; Myrtaceae
Product: GATA transcription factor 8
Exons: 4
Coding region: 276-1283 (335 amino acids)
Biological process (GO): positive regulation of DNA-templated transcription
Cellular component (GO): nucleus
Molecular function (GO): zinc ion binding; sequence-specific DNA binding
Source: RefSeq, a predicted model, not a curated record